This is a messenger RNA of Vidua chalybeata, 1008 nucleotides long. It is a transcript of the gene TNFRSF9, whose product is annotated as TNF receptor superfamily member 9. The transcript has 7 exons. NCBI's taxonomy places the organism in Eukaryota, Metazoa, Chordata, Aves, Passeriformes, Viduidae. Gene Ontology annotation, cellular component: external side of plasma membrane. Gene Ontology annotation, biological process: regulation of cell population proliferation. The record is from RefSeq and is a predicted model, not a curated record. Gene Ontology annotation, molecular function: cytokine binding; signaling receptor activity. Bases 2 to 826 code for a protein of 274 amino acids.
CAUGGCUCCGGGCCGGGCGCUGCUGCCCGCGGCGCUGCUGGCGCUGGCGCUGAGCCCGGGGUCCGCGGCCGCGCUGCCGUGCGCCGCUCACUGCCCGGCGGGUACGUUCGUAGCGAGCGCCGACUGCGGACGGGGAGCGGGCGCGUCCUGCCAGCCCUGCCCGGCCGGCACCUUCUCCAGCGCGGCGGGACGCGGCGGCUGCAGGCUGUGUCGGCAGUGCGAAGGACUAUUUCAGUAUUCGAAAAGGUGUUCCUCAACAAGUGAUGCUGAAUGCACGUGCAAGGAGGGCUACCGCUGCGGCGGUGAUGGCUGCACCUACUGCACCCGGAGCUGUGGCGUGGGCCGGGAGAGCACCAGGAACGGUUGCCAGGCUUGCCGCUACGGAACCUUUAAUGAUCAGCCCAAUGGCUCCUGUAAAAACUGGACAAUGUGCUCUGGAAACCAAGUCCUGGAGCCUGGAACUCCAGCAAAAGAUGUCAUUUGCAAAGACGCUUCAGUUAAUUUCACUGCAGUCACUACUCUACCUACAACAUCUCUGGAAAUUCCAUUUUCUAUCACUGUGCCAGGGAAGGAUGUUCAGACAGACAUGAUCAGGAUUUCUCUCGCUGUGGCUGGGCUGUCGUGCAUAGUGUUUCUGCUGCCUUUGUGCAUCUGCUUCAGUGUCUGGCAGAAAAAGAAACUACACACUGUCUUCAGGAAAAUGCACACACCUGAACAGUCAGUUCAGGAAGAUGAUGCCUGCAGCUGCCACUUCCCCGAGGAAGAACAAGGUGAAUAUCAGAAUCCUGGCAAGUCCACAGAAUUGAGAGAUCUUCUGGUGAACUAGAAAUUGAACUGCCCACAUCAGCCACAUUUGAAUUUUCUUUUGGAACACAGAACAAGAACCUAUUUAUGUAAAUAGAGCAGGUGUCAGCACCUGAGUGUUAGAGCAGUAAAUUGCCCAGCCACUGGAGAAAAAGUGCCUUUUUUUUUAUAUUUCUUAAAAAAAUAAUAAACCCUCCAAAACAG